This is a messenger RNA of Stegostoma tigrinum, 2699 nucleotides long. It is a transcript of the gene pdhb, whose product is annotated as pyruvate dehydrogenase E1 subunit beta. Bases 98 to 1177 code for a protein of 359 amino acids. The record is from RefSeq and is a predicted model, not a curated record. Lineage: Eukaryota; Metazoa; Chordata; Chondrichthyes; Orectolobiformes; Stegostomatidae. The transcript is spliced from 10 exons. Gene Ontology annotation, biological process: pyruvate decarboxylation to acetyl-CoA. Gene Ontology annotation, molecular function: pyruvate dehydrogenase (acetyl-transferring) activity.
UACAAUUGGCCAGCAGUCAGGGCCCCUCCCCCCCCACCUCCGUUAUCGCGCGCAGCAGUUUACGUCAGUAAGAGACUCCUUGAAGGGUGCAGGGAAAAUGGCGGCGCUGAGGAGCCUGCUCCGUGGAGGGAAGAGUACUUUUGGUGUGUUGUCGCGGAAGAGGUUUCAUCGGUCGGCUGUCGCCGGCGCUCAGUUGACCUAUCGAGAUGCUCUUACCCAGGCCUUGGAUGAGGAAAUUGAGAGAGAUGAAACUGUAUUUCUGCUUGGAGAGGAGGUAGCGCAGUAUGAUGGUGCAUACAAGGUGAGUCGUGGACUGUGGAAGAAGUGGGGAGAUAAGAGAAUCAUAGACACUCCUAUUUCGGAGAUGGGCUUUGCAGGAAUUGCUGUUGGUGCUGCCAUGGCUGGCUUGAGGCCCAUUUGUGAAUUCAUGACCUUCAAUUUCUCGCUGCAAGCCAUCGACCAAGUUAUAAAUUCUGCUGCCAAAACGUACUACAUGUCGGCAGGUGCAGUUCCUGUUCCUAUAGUCUUUAGAGGUCCGAAUGGUUCUUCAGCUGGGGUGGCAGCUCAGCAUUCACAGUGCUUCGCAGCAUGGUAUAGUCACUGCCCUGGCCUGAAGGUGAUUAGUCCUUGGAGUUCUGAAGAUGCCAAAGGCUUGCUAAAAUCUGCUAUUCGAGAUGAUAACCCUGUUGUUUUCUUGGAAAAUGAACUGUUGUAUGGUGUGCCUUUUGAAGUUUCUGAGGAAUUCCAGACAAAGGACUUUGUUAUCCCAAUAGGAGAAGCCAAAGUGGAAAAAGAAGGAACUAAUGUCACUUUAGUUGCACACUCCAGAAGCGUGGGGCAUUGCCUGGAUGCAGCUGUUGCUCUUGCGAAGGAAGGUAUUGAUUGUGAGGUCAUUAAUAUGCGUACCAUUAGACCUCUGGAUAUUGAAACAAUUGAAGCUAGUGUAAUGAAGACCAAUCAUCUGGUGACAGUUGAGGGUGGUUGGCCACAGUUUGGAGUGGGUGCUGAAAUUUGUGCCCGAAUUAUGGAAGGACCAGCAUUUAACUACCUGGAUGCCCCAGCUGUACGUGUCACUGGUGCAGAUAUUCCUAUGCCUUAUGCAAAGAUCUUGGAAGAUAACUCCGUACCUCAGAUUAAAGAUAUAAUAUUUUCUGUGAAGAAGGUACUGAAUGUGUAAUUGCACCAACUGCUGUUUUUCCACCCCCACCACUCCUCCUCCAUUUAAAUCCUUUCACUGAUGGUGUAUAAGUUUGAUAGCUGCUGGAAGAUUCAAAAUGUUAUAAUGCCAUGAGAGCUACAUAGUACUACUUUAGAAAGGACACUUCAGAUUUACUUUUGACUUGAACAGUGGUAGUGCUUAUCUUGAAUGGUAACUUGUGUUUCUUCCCUAAUUGUAUAUCUUAAUACCCAAUUUAUUUGUGUACAGUGCUCCAAUAUGAUUAGAAAAUCCCAUUGGUGGCACAUUAAAAGUAUGAAAAUAAGUGAAAGCAUAAUCUAUUUAAAAUCCUUACUUCUCUUAGAUUCUAGCUAGAAAACAAAUUCUGGACCUGCACUUUUUUUCUGAAAACAGGUUAUGCCCAUCAAUGAAAGGAUUGAUGAUCAACUUUAAUACCUAGUAAUUAAUUGAUGCAAACAUAUCCAACUGGCUUUAUAUAAAUGUUUCCUUUGUAUAUUUGUUCUUUUAACAGUCAAACUUAUGUAACUGGUCAAUUGGGAUUUUUAUAAAAUUAUAGCAGCACUGAUACUCAACUAUUUAUGAUUUUAUUCUAAAAAGACAUUUUGGUUAGUUUACAAAUUUAACCUUGUGCUAUAUUUUGAGUUGUAUGUCAACAUUGAUUUCAGAUCUUGUAAAAGUUCUUUAAGGUGUUGUGCUCCAAUCUAUGUACAAGUUUGAUUGUGAUGUGAUUCAGUUAUAUAACCCCAGUGAAAAUGGUCUUUAUGGUUGAUUUCAAACAAUUUUUUUUGUUGAAGGAACAGUGACUCUUCCUCCCAAAAUUCUUUUAGCAAUUACAUUUUUAGAUGUUACACCUGAACAUGCAAAUGUUAAGCAAUGUAAAAUACCUCUGACCAAGUAGUAGGAUUAAACCUGUUUGGUUUUUUUUGUUGUUACUUAUUCAUUCAUUACUUUUGGAGAGUCACUUCAAUUUUUAAGAAUCUAUCCAAACUUUAAUAGUGGGCAAGUGUUAGUCAAUUAGCAAUAAGUACAGGUUCCAAACUGCAUUACGUUCAACAAAUGAGUUGGACUUCAGGUAAGCCCCAGCUUUGACCACCUAAGAGUGUUUGAGUUUUAAUGACUAUCAAAGUUUGAUACCAAGUCACUUGAACUGUUUGAAACACGCGAAUAGAGAGCAUGUGUUGUUGUGGUGCUAUGCCCUAAAUAAAAGUUCAAAACACACAACAGCUUUAGAAUGAGGCUGGAGACUGAUUUACAGCAGAAAUUUCCCAUGUGUUGUACUGGUAUUAGUGUGAAAACAGUAAUGCUAUCUUAACUUUUUCUUCUGGAGGUUGACAAAUAAUUACUGUAUAGCCAAUUGAAAAUGAACUUGUAAAAGAAUACAUAUGACAAAAACCAGUAACGACUUCCUAGAUCCCUUUUGUGUUUUCUUGUUGAAAUUAGUGGAAACAAUAGUUUUGAAUGGCAAAGUGGCUGCUGAAUCUAGAUUAUAAGCUAUAUAAUAAAUCAGAUGUAUGUUAUACAA